Messenger RNA from Chiloscyllium plagiosum (whitespotted bambooshark), 3163 nucleotides. The record is from RefSeq and is a predicted model, not a curated record. NCBI's taxonomy places the organism in Eukaryota, Metazoa, Chordata, Chondrichthyes, Orectolobiformes, Hemiscylliidae.
UGAACGUGAAGACAGAAAAGAUACUCCCAGAUCUAAAGCUAGAAGAUCAAGUACUGAAACAUGUCAUGAACCAGAAGAUAGAAAAGACACUGCCAGAUCUAAAGCUAGAAGAUCAGAUACUGAAACAUGUCACGAACUAGAAGAUAGGAAAGAUACUCGCAGAUCGCACGUUAGAAAAUCAGAUCCUGAAAAGUGUCACAAACCAGAAGAUAGAAAACAUACUUCCAAAUCAAGAGCUAAAAGAUUAGAUUCUGAAAGAUGUCAUGAAGAAGAAGCUAGAAAAGAAUCUUCCGAAUCUAGAGCUAGAAGAUCAGAACCUGAAAUGAGUCACGAACAAGAAGAAGAUAGUUCAUGUGCUGAAAUGCCAGAUCCUUGUCAGAAGCCAAAAGAAGUGACCUCCUCUUUCACCGAUACUAUGCAAGAGGAAUUCAUGUCUAUUCAAAAAGUUUUACAAGCUUUUGGGAAAGAAUGUGCAGUGUUACAUGAUAGUGGCACACAAACAGAAAAAUGUGGUCGUCCAGGUAAAGGUAAACAGAAGACUAUGUUGUGCAGUCUAAGCACACAAACUGAUUUGACUUAUCAAGAUAUUGAAACUGUUUAUGGAGGUGUAAAAUUGCUGUGCAGUAUUGGAACACAAACAGAAUCAAAACGACAUUGUAAACCAACUAAACAAGCUGUUAAAGAAGAACCUGAUGUGUCAUCGGAAAACAAAAUUCAACGACAAAGAUUAGAAUCUCAGCUCACUGAUUCAGAUGAACAAAGUCACAAAAUGGAAGAUAGGGUGCAAUCCAGCAGAGAAGAUCAAAGAGAAAGACUCAAAUCUGAACUUACUGAUUCAGAUCUAGCUAUCGUUUGGAGAAAUGAAAGGUUAUCAAGUGAUGGUUCUGUACAAAUAAUGGACGUGCAAUUCCACACUGAUUCAGAUAAUGUCGACCUCAACAAAGGCUUCACGGUGCAAGAUGAUGAUUUACAAAUAAAAAGACAAAGAUCUUUUGAUUCAGAUGACCAGUUGUCCAGGAAAGUUAGCAAGCUGUCAGCUGAUGUAGGUAUACAAACAAAACAACUAAAUUCCACUUCAGAUACAUCUAUUCAUAGAGAAAGAAGUGAUGCAAUUGUUCAAACAAAAGAAACAAGGCUUCCUACCUUUGAAUCAGAUAAAGAUUAUGUUCAGCAGAGCAGAGCUUUACUUAAUGAUGCCAGCACUCAAACCAUGGAAUCAGGUGGAAAGGAAGUUGAGCAGAGUGAUGCCAGUAUACAGACAGAGAUGCAAAUACCACAGCUUGAUUCAGAUGAACAAACUUUUCAGCAGCAGCAGCAUGAACCGGGACUGGAAAACAACCUACAAAUGGAUCUUUGCAAUUUGUCCAAUACUGAAUCUGGUGUUGCUGAUGUAAUCUUCUUUGAAAAGGAGCAAUGCCCAUGUAAAAUGCCAAAGAUUAACAAGGACAAAAUAAAAUGGACUAUAAUUACUCCAAGUAUUUCAGGAAGUGGAAACAGGAUAUUUAGAAUCAUCCUGCCAGGAAAAGGUCUUUAUGAAUGUGCUGCAACCAGUCUGAGAUGGGUCGCAAAAUCAUGUACUACAAUAACUUACCAAUAUUGUUCCUGGAGCGAAUACAUUUCUGAUAUGCAAAGGGAAUGUUGGAUAAUUGGAAGUCCACUGUUCAAUAUUAAUGUCCAGACGGGCAAUGUUGUGGCUGUUUACCUUCCUCAUUUCAUUUGUGAGACAGGUACAGCAGAACCAAUGCAAUCUAUCACAUACAAUAUUGCCUGUCUCAGAAAUAAUAUUUUCGUCCUGGAAACCCCAUCAGAAGUCUCUUUGUCCCAUGCUGUACUGAGAGAUCAACCGCUUUCCAUCAUGGGUGUCAUCGUAUGUCAUGUUUGCCAGGUGGCAGUGCAUGCGAUUAUAUUAAUAUAUCAAACACUCCGAGCUGAUUUAUCAAAUUUUCACGUAUACAUGCUACCAAAUGAUGCAGCAUUAAUACAGGAAGUUGACCUCCAAGAAAAAGAAAUAAGGUCACUGAAAAUUCAAAGAUCCGGACAAAUAAUAUCUCUUAAUUAUGGUAAAAAGUAUAAGUUGACAUCUUUUGGAAAUGUAACUAUUACUCCAGUGGAUAUAAAAUUCUGCUACUUCAGGUAUAAUCAAAAGCAACCAUUCUAUGAUGUCAACUGCAUGGAUAUGAAGUACAAUAUUAAAUUGAGUUUGACAGAAAGAAACAAAAUCAGUGUUUUAUGGGAAAUUCUGGUAAGACCAGAUAUGUUUAAAAAGCUAAAGAAAGGUGUGGACUUUGUUCAAAGACACAAAAAGGAAAUUAUUUGUUGUCUUAAAAUAUCUCAACCAAUUUGGUCACAUUUGCGAACCAAAAAGGUCAUUAGCAUAGAUGAAGAACGUGAAGUUGCCUCUCACAUUACAGAAGCGCAGCAGAAUAGAGCCCUUGUUCAACUAAUAAUGAAUCGGGGAGAAGAAGCAGAAGAAGAACUGUACAAUGCGCUACUGGAAAAUGAUCCUUACUUUGUGAAUGAUAUGGAAUGUAAUUAUUCAGAUAAAUUAUGCAACAACUGUAUAAGGCGAUGGAGUUUAACUUCUUUACAGGAAGAUAACUUAUCUGUACAGGAAACAAAUAACAGGAUUGUAAGAAAGUUGCUAACUCGUUUGUGUUUUGUAGCUAGUGGUAUGAUUGCAGGCUAUCUGCUUGGCUACAACUUUUCAUAGAUGCUGUUCUUUACAGAAUGACACCACAGUAUAUCCUGAAGCUCUCUGAAGAUGAGCUUUUCCAUCCCAAACAAAAAUACUGUUCUUUAUAAUUUUAUCUGAACAUAUUCCUCUAGUUUCCCCUCCGCACUAAGAAAUUCAUUACUUAAUGUGAUACAACAUUUUAAAGCUGCUCUGUCAACAGUGGUCAUUAUUUAUGUUUACUUUCUGCAGAAAUAUGGGAAAAUCAUUUGCCUUUCAUUGCAUUGUAAUUUUUAUUUCCCUCAUUCCCUGACCAGUUAUAAAUAUUCAGUUUAAUUUUUAUUGUUUAUGAACUCAACUGCAGUGAUGUCUGUUUCAUGACACUAAGCAUUCAUAACAUUUUACCAAGUACAAUAAAUGUGCAACAAAAAUUAAAAUCUCAUUCCAUUUUGAGUUACUUGUAAUGUAAAUAAAAUUAUAUCCCUCAUUUUA